Pichia kudriavzevii is the source of this 4656-nucleotide messenger RNA. RefSeq lists its product as uncharacterized. The transcript has a single exon. The record is from RefSeq and is a predicted model, not a curated record. The coding region runs from base 1 to 4656 and encodes 1551 amino acids. Gene Ontology annotation, molecular function: guanyl-nucleotide exchange factor activity; protein binding. Gene Ontology annotation, biological process: positive regulation of GTPase activity; Ras protein signal transduction. Lineage: Eukaryota; Fungi; Ascomycota; Pichiomycetes; Pichiales; Pichiaceae. Gene Ontology annotation, cellular component: plasma membrane.
AUGUCUCAGAAACCCAUAAUGACAGCCCAUGCCAUAAGAAAUUAUCUCCCAUCAAAUGACUUGAAAAAUUGCUUGCAGCUACUGCAAGAUGACGUUGUCUACAUCAUGGACAAGUCUGACAACCAGUGGUGGGAUGGCGUUGUCUUGGAUCCUAUUGGGAAUGUUCAAAGAGGCUGGUUCCCAGCCUCUUAUGUAGAACCAUACACCCAACUUCACAGACGGUCACAUUCACGUUCACAUUCACGUCCUCGUCCAAGUUCAAAUUCAAAAUCACGUUCAAGUUCACUUUCAAAAUCGCAGUCACAGUCACGUUCAAAUUCUAACUCAAAUUCAAAUUCAAAUUCAAAUGUGAACUCAAACCCAAAUAUAAACCCAAACUCACGUUCACGUUCACGCUCAUGUUCGGUCUCAAGUUUGAAAAAAUCGGCUAGAUUGAACUCCUCGUCAAAAUCGAACUUGGUACCUGCAAAUGAAAUAGCAAUUGGCGACCAACAUCAACUAAAAUCGAAAUCAAGUACUCCAGGUUAUGAAUAUAACCCAUCGAAUUCAACAACACCUAAUAUCAAUACCUCUUCAAGCGGCCAAUUUUCGCCAGCUUCUCAAAAUAUUCAGCCAAGGAGACACUCCACCAGACCUAGAAUGCAAUCAUAUGGCGGCCCCCAUCAAAUGUCAACACUCCAUAAACAACAACAAUUACCGCAACAACAUGUACACUCAAGAGUUUCUUCACCUCAUGCUAGCCAUUUCAUACGCUCCAAUUCAGCGGAAGUUCAACCUCACUCUCCAUCAGCUUCAAUAUUCAAGGAGAAGAACUAUUUUAUUUCAAAACACGAUUCCUUACUAUCUAUGAACUCUCAACAACAACAGAUCAACGAGUCAAGGCAGUCGUCUCAAGCUUUUACAGAUAUAUCCGCCACUUCAUUAUCUAAUUCCAUACAUAUAGUGUCAAGUGAUGAAGUGAAAUCUUAUUUUCAACCUGAUAAUUCUAAAUCCCAGCCUUCAUUUAAUUUUGUUCCCACUUGGAUACCACAAUUUGGUCAAAAUCUGGAAGUUCUCUAUAAGAACCAGGCACUAAAUGUAUACACCAAUGAUAUACCCUACAUUGAUGCUGGUUUCAUCAAUGAGAGCACCUUGUAUGAAACUCCAGAUACUACCAAUUUGAUAAAUGAUUUGAAUAUUUUACCUUAUUCUUCAAAGCGGAGCUGUAAUGAUGUUGCCUGUGUAAACAUGAGUAGGAAGAUAUCAAGGGGCAGCAGCAAGGGAAAUGAUUCAGUCAAUUAUAAUAUCAAUCAUAGUUGCUCUAACGCCUUCCACAGCAAUUCGAAUAGAUCGUUACCAGAGCACACCCAUAUACUCCAUAAUUUACCAUCUUUUGUUGACUCAAGACCCACAGAAAUUUACUAUACCGAAACCUCAGAUUUACUUACUUGGGAUUCGUUGGUUUCAAGCUUCAUUAAUGCGAUAGAUGGGUCGAUUUCAUGCCUUAUUAAGAAAGAAAAAAUGGGUUUUAAAACUCAUUUAAACGACGCAUCUAACAAGCUAUCAUUUUAUCACAUUGCUUGCAGGCAGAUCCACCCUCUAUUGGACAGUUCAAAUAAAGUCUCAAAAUUAAGUUCCAUAUUAAAAAAGAUUACUGAUACUUUUAUUCAAUUCAGAAUCUGGUCAAAUUUGGCCAUUGUUUCAAUUGAUGCCCAGAUUUCUCAUAGAACCGGCUCAAAGUUGGGGUUUGAGGAUAACUUGAUGAAUGGAUCCACAAUUAACGAUUAUAUAAAAAACUCCACCAUUGCAAGGUCCAAAUUAGAGAAGCUGUCAAUUCAUUUGAUUAAGUUUAUGUCUACUGUUCCAAUUAUGGUUCAUAAUGGAUACACCCAAAAGAAUACUUCUAAAAUGUUGCCAAUGGUAUACACAAGAUUUAUUAAGGAUAAGUUUGAAGGCGGUAAUUAUAAGAAUAAACUUACAUAUUCAAAAUAUCAUCAUAAUGAUUAUUUUAUUGAUGUAAACCAUGAUCAACCAAACAUCUUAUUAGAUGAAGCAGUUACAGAUAAAUUAAAGGUACUGGAAAUUAACAUAUUUGAUUCAUUAAAGCAAAUCAAUGAUAUAUUGUUGACGCAACCAUCCAAAGAUAUGUCCUUGCAACAAUUCAAUGAGAAGAUAAAUAUAAGUUUACUAACAGCUGUUUAUAAAUGUGUUCCUCUCUUGUCACAGUUUAUAAACACUUUUGAGUCUAUCGAUCUAACUGUUUUUGCGAUGAUUGAUAGAAUGGCAAAAAAACCCUCUGACUAUAAAAGAAAUACAACUCUAAUAAAGUCAGAGGUUGAGGACCCUUUAUCGCCCUCUAGUACUCCUCUGCAUCAUACAUCAAACAUCGAGACUUUGUCAAGCAGUACUUCUGACUUUGGAAACUCAAUUGAUUCUGGUGAAGAUAGUGAAAAAAGUAGUCAAUCUUUCUACGAUGCAACUGCUAAAGUUUUCAGACCUUUGAUUUGCGAGUUCUUACAAUUGAAACAAUCGCUUCAUUCAGCAUUUAGUGAUUUGAUUUUGGAUUCUCAGACAAUUACCGCUGAUGAUCCUGAGACAUUUUCCACGAUGAGAGAUGAUUCUUCUCUUUAUACAAAACCGUCUAAAUUCAAAAUGGUUGCGGACAUUCUACUAAUGAAGCUACAAAAGGCAGACUAUGAGUUACAUAGACGUAAUUCGUAUAUUCUUGACCCGAAGUUGAAAUUGAUGGAAACCAUCAAUGUUUCAAAAGAUAGGAUAAAAUUGAUCAAUAUUCUGAUUAUUCAAUUGAGAGAUGAGCGUAGAACAAUUUUAAACUAUUGUUCGAGAUUGAUGAAUUCUGAUUUUAAUAUUGCUUCUCUAUUUAUUGCUGAAAGACACAAUACAAUUGUUUCUAAAUCAAGUCAAGCAACAGCUACGUUUAGUGGGAAAUAUUCUUCAGGUUCUUAUAUGAACGAAGAUGAUGAAAGAGAAAACUCAGUCGAUGAGAAAUUACCAGAUUAUGGUUACACUUUUACGAAUGCAAAUACAAAUGAAGAACAUGUUCCAUGGUAUAUGACUAUGGACCAUGAUGAGGAGAAGCUAAUCUAUGAAGGCUCCAUUUUGAAAGGUGGACCUGUGAGAGGCUUAGUUUCUAAAUUAGUUAAUCCAAAUAACCAACCCGACGAAUUAUUUGAGCAAACAUUCCUAUGUUUUUUUAGUACGUUUGUCAAGCCAGCCAAACUAUUUGAAAUACUAAUUGAAAAGUAUAAUUUGAGUAUGCCCGAAGCAUUAAGUUACGAAGAAUAUGGUAUUUGGAUUGAACAAAAGUUAAAACCACAGCAGCAGAGGAUUUUAGACAUUUUCAUCAAACUAUUCUCUAGAUAUUGGAUUGUUAACUAUACGACAUCGGAGUUGAUCAACACUUGGGAUUACUUUGUGGAGGAAACGCCGAGUGUUAAAAUUGAGUUAAUCAAUUUAAGCGCAAAGGUGUUCUCGUUUGAUAAUCAAGAAGAAUAUAUUGAUUAUUUUAAAUUAGGAAAUAUGGAACCAAAAACAAUUCCUGUAGCUCCCUUGUCCAAUUCUAUAUUGCAUUUGAGAUUACAAUCAUUAAAUAUCAAUUAUGUUGCUGAACAAAUAACUGCAGUACAAGCGUUUUAUUAUAGGAAGCUUAAUAUGUGGGACUUAUUAGGUAGAACCUAUAACUUCGCAAGGAUUUUAAGAGGCGACAACGAGAUGAAGCAUUCUAAUGUUAAUAUGAGGGAUCCGUUGGGUACAAAAAAUAUAUCCAACUUUAUUAAAUGUUGUAAUAAUUUGACUCAUUAUACAAGUUUUAUGAUUUUGAAAAAUAGUGAUUUGAAUGAAAGGAUGGAAUCAAUCAAAUUUUUCAUCUUGUUGGCAGAAAAAUUAAUGGCAAUGAACAAUUUCUCAUCAAUGACUGCCAUUAUAAGUGGUUUAGGCUCAACUAGUAUUUCAAGAUUACGCAAAACUUGGGAUCAGUUGCCACAAGUUUACAUCAAUAAAUUUCAAAAAAUGGACAACUUGAUGUCAAUCGGAAAAAAUUAUAGUGAAUACCGAAAUAUCCUGAAAUUUGUUAAUGCUGAUGACGAGGCAUAUAUGCCAUUUUUAGGGAUGUAUCUCUCAGACUUAAGAUUCACAACAGAUGGUAAUUCAGAUUGGUUGACUAAAAGGAGGGGUUCCAAGGGACUAGUUAAUUUUGCGAAAAGAGUAAGCAUAAUGAAAAUUAUUAAUGAAGUUUUAGAUUUCAAUAAUACGUUAUACAAUAUUAGGCUAGAUGAGGAAUUUUCUUGUUAUUUACAGGAAAUGUUUAAGGGUUUGCCAGAUGAUGAAAAAAUGUACCAAUUGUCAAUUGAGAUUGAACCUAGAGUUAGUGUGCUCAAAAAUGGCAAAGGCUUGGCAACUGUCGGCUUGAUGGAAAUAGCGGAUGGGACUUACCAAGGCAGUGUGACUCCUGAACGGUCCUCAACUUUAAGCUCAUUUUUUGGUACUUUCAAUUCAAUUGGGUCAUUUAGUACGCCUGAUGGUAGAAAUAAUAAUGAGAGGCAUAAUAGCAAUGAUCGAAAUUCUACACAGGCUCAAAUGCAGGGCAACGAAGGACAUCAUAGUCAUUCACAUCGUAAGCAUAGCCAUAAUCAUAAGCACCAUUACAAACAAAAGUAG